CUUGGUGGUAGUCUACAUUUGCCAUUUAUUAGACGGGAAAACGACCUUCCCAAUGGUCCCAAUGGUACUGUACGUCCCAACCUGGAACGGCUUGGAUUCACCAUGAAGGUGGUGUUUUUUCUGCUGUAUAAGACGAACGGGUAGGGGUCACCGCCUCCUUUGCAAUUCCGCGCGACUUUCCACGUACGGACACAGCAAGACCCAGAACGAGGGACCGCAAACGACCAUGGCGACCUCCACCGUCCUGAUCUCCCUCUUCGGGCACCGCAACGCAACCGGGGUCUUCUCCAUCGACCCGCAUACGACCUCCGGCACCACUCUCCGCCGCCUCAUCGUAUCCCGCUUCUUCCCGGGCCUGGAAGGGCAUGUCGAGAACACAAUCGCGUUGUGGGAUGUGAGUGGGGAGGAUGUGGCGUGGGACGAUCUGCGGCUGACGUUUUCGACGAGGAAUGAGCAUGUUGAGAGGGUAUUUCCGUCCGCGAGGAGGAUUAGGCGGGCGGAUGUGUACCAACCGACUGGGGAGGAUCGCAGUGUGGGGGUGUUGGCGGUGGUGCCGGAUUCGGUGUUUGAGAUGAUGGCGAAUGGGCCGUUGGCGGCGCAGGAGGUUGGAGGUAGUUCGAAUGGGCCGGACUCGCAGCAUGACAUGGGAGCUGUGGAAGGGAUGGGUGCUGGAUCGGCCGUCGCUGUUGGUGCCGCCGCCGUUGCAGCGACUUCUCCUCAUCAUUCGGGGGAAGAUAGCCUUGUAUACGCGGAGCGAUCCGACGCCUCUCCGCGCCCCAUGGCCCCCGAGGCUGCUUACCAACAGCAAAACCAGUUGCGCUCCCCUCCAUCGACAUGGCUCGAAGCCACACCCGUUCAUUCUGACCACGAUUACGAACUCAGCAACCUCUCGCCCGCAGCCACGUCCGACAACCCGUUCGUCGACCACCCAUCAUCGUCGCCCUCAGCCUGGAAGCACAACGUCUCCAACAGCGCAUACGCAUCCGAAGCCACAUCCGUGACAGUCCACCGCGAGGGCCCGUUGAACACCUACAAACCCACCCCUCUGCCACCGGCCUUUGUCGAGCACAAAAGAGGAAUGAGCGGCAAGAAAAAGAUCAUCGUCAUCGCCGCGGGGUUGAUCUUGCUGCUGAUUGCGGGAGGUGUUACGGCGUUUUUUCUUUUGAAGGCCAAGAAUACCACGGACGCCGGGCGGGCUUCUGGCGUCGGCCCUGCUGAUACUACGGUGAUUCAGAAGUACACCAGUCCGACGGGCGAGAUGUACUGGGAGCUUGGCGGCUCCUCCCAGUUCGAGGACAAGUACCUUAUGCUGGGACUUCGAAACGGGGGCGACUAUGAUCAGUUCGAUUACACGACGGGCGCGUUUAUCCGACGAUUCAGUGGGCUCGUGAGAGGCUUGAUGCACCCGAACGGUCGUUUGUUUAUAGGUCACAACAACGUUACGGUAACAGCUUGGUCGCUGGAUGAUGGUUCCAUAGUUAAGUCGUUGCCGAUGCCGGCGAAUGCCUCCAGCUGGCCGUUCAGAUUCAUUGUCGGGUCCGAUCCCAAUCCUACGACCCACUCCCUCCUUACCGGCACCCUGAACGCGGCGGGGACCUUGCUUGACGGAUUGGCGGUGUGGGACUUUUUUGGUUCUGGGCAAGUCACCAGCACCCUCUCCAUGGCACGACCGCAGGAUCAGCUCGAGAUGUUUACCUACGGCGACACCGUCGGAGCUGACAUUGUCGUGACUUAUGAAUCUGGCAUUGUGGUCAGGUUCUCGGGGCCCCCGUUCGCAAACGCUGCAACUCCCGGUACCAUCAUCCCACUGCCCGCGCAAGUGCCCAAACCCCAAGACUGGGAAGUGUGGACCACUACUCCCGCGCGCACAUCGCUUUUCAUCAUCAAGGACGACAAGGCCGUGCUGAAAUGGAACAUCAAGGACAACAAUGCCAUGAUGGUCAUUCCGAGCUUGGGGGACGGCGCGUUCUACACCUCGAAUGAUAUUACCCUCAGCAAAGACGAGUCCACCUUCUACAUCGCAGACGGGAGCCCCGGCGGUAGCAUCCGAGUUUACAGCGCCGCCACGCAGAAAUUCGUCAAGACGAUCGAUCCGGGGUGUCGCGCGGUGAUGACGAUGAUGAGAGCGGACCAGAAAUCUCUGCUGGUGCAAUGCUAUAUAAAGCCGGAAGUGCGUCUCAUCGCUCUGUGAGUUACUCAUCACAACUUCGGCUCCCGUAUCAAGGACGAUGGUCCUUGAUACGGGAUACGGGGAUACGGGAAUUCUGGAAUGGACGGAUGGUCGCGCGCGAUUUCUGACGCAGGAUCGUCGGGAUGUGGAUCAAGUAUAUACAUAGAAGGUAGUCUAUUGUAGCAGACGAUAUGGGUUGGAGGAUGUCACUUGGUGGGUCGAAGUUCAAUGGGAUGGGAACGCGGAAACGGCUUUCAUCGGCCCGAGGAAGGGCGUUGGCGUAUGGGGGCACCGUCUUACAUUUAGAGAUCAACGAAGAUAGUUCUUUUCCACCCUACCAAAUAGAUUAUCCAUAUAUCGAUUACUCCUGCUGUGAUUUCACGAUCCUCAUGAGCAAUGAACAACUGACAACGAAAGAUGGUAC
Fimicolochytrium jonesii is the source of this 2594-nucleotide messenger RNA. RefSeq lists its product as uncharacterized. Gene Ontology annotation, molecular function: protein binding. The transcript has a single exon. The record is from RefSeq and is a predicted model, not a curated record. NCBI's taxonomy places the organism in Eukaryota, Fungi, Chytridiomycota, Chytridiomycetes, Spizellomycetales, Powellomycetaceae. The coding region runs from base 227 to 2191 and encodes 654 amino acids.